AUGAAGAGAAUCCCACGCAUCAAAUUUCCCCCAAGGCAUCACAAACCCUCUGGUGUGGCGCGCCAGGUUGAUGAAAUAUCUGUAAACGAUGAUGUUCAUAAGAAUGAAGAUCUUGUUAAUAAGUUCUUCUCAAGGGCCCCAUCCAGCACAUCAGUUGGGGGAAAGGCUUCUGAUCAGCCCAAAAGAACGCCGGUCUCUCAAGACGAGAUUGAAGCCAUCAUGUUGGGUGGCUGUUUCUGA
Molecule: messenger RNA, 240 nt
Organism: Striga hermonthica
Lineage: Eukaryota; Viridiplantae; Streptophyta; Magnoliopsida; Lamiales; Orobanchaceae
Source: the annotation of a GenBank genome assembly